Aspergillus puulaauensis is the source of this 1533-nucleotide messenger RNA. Its product is annotated as sugar porter family MFS transporter. Lineage: Eukaryota; Fungi; Ascomycota; Eurotiomycetes; Eurotiales; Aspergillaceae. Gene Ontology annotation, biological process: transmembrane transport; carbohydrate transport. The transcript has 2 exons. Gene Ontology annotation, molecular function: carbohydrate:proton symporter activity. The record is from RefSeq and is a predicted model, not a curated record. Gene Ontology annotation, cellular component: membrane. Bases 1 to 1533 code for a protein of 510 amino acids.
AUGAAUCCAGCUGAACGGCAGCAUCUCCUACAAACAGCCUUCGUGGUGUUUCCCUCAUUCUUCCUAUUUGGCUACAACCAAGUCGUUGUCGGCGCCCUCGUCUCCUUCGAGGCUUUCACCAAGUUAUUUCCUGACCUCGAUACCGUGCAUGCACCCCCCGUGCUAGAAUCUCACCGUUCUGUUAUACAAGGCGUCUACGUCUCCUCGUUUACACUUGGUGGCGCUGUUGGUUCUUUAUCCUGUUCGUUUAUUGGGGACUGGCUGGGCCGGCGGAAGACGAUAUGCAUUGGUGCUAUCCUGACCUUGAUUGGGACAGCUUUGUCCUGCUCUUCGUUUGACCUGCCGCAGUUGUUCAUCGGCCGGAUUCUGACCGGUAUGGGCGUGGGAAUAUUCUCUGCCAUGGUUCCUGUCUGGCAGUCUGAGUCUUCGCAGGCCAUAAACCGCGGAAGACAUGUUGUCAUUGACGGAAUCUUCAUCACCAGUGGUUAUGCCGUGUGCUACUGGAUCAACUUUGGUUUCUCUAGAGUCCAGGAGCAUGAUGUCUCAUGGAGAGUCCCGCUCGCCAUUCCUGGGGUGCUCUCUAUCAUCCUAUGCAGCGCUAUCUUCUUCUUCCCUGAGUCCCCCCGCUGGCUCGUCAAGGUCGGCAGAGUUGAGCAAGCUACUUCAGAGCUUGCACGUAUCAAGCGAGUGGAUAAGGACGCUGAAGAAAUCACUCGAGAGAUCACCGCUAUUGAAGUGUCCCUCGAGAGUACCGCAUCCAAUGCCUCUUCCUUCCGAGACAUCCUCACCAUGAAGGACGGGAAACUCUUCUACCGCUGCAUGCUUUGUAUAGGACUGCAGUUCUGGAUUCAGAUGACUGGGGCCCAGGUCAUCAGUACGUAUUCCACAACAAUUUUCCAACAAAACCUGAAGCUAUCCGAUGCAAUUACCCGUAUCCUAGCCGCCUGCGCCAUGACCUGGAAGUUCCUCGCGUCCUUCAUCUCCCUGUUCACGAUCGACCGUUUCGGACGUCGAAUCCUAUUCCUCAUCUGCGGAGUCGGAAUCACAAUGUGCAUGACCUGCAUGGCCAUUACGUCCAGUUUCUCCAGCAACAACAAGGGCGCUGCGAUCGCCAGCUCGUUCUUCGUCUUCCUCUUCAAUUUCUUCUUCCCGAUUGGCUUCCUCGGCCCGAGCUUCUUAUAUUGCACAGAGGUUGCGUCGAGUAGGCUGCGUGUGGCGAUGACUUCGAUUUCAACCGCUAAUCACUGGUUAUGGAACUUCCUCGUGCAAAUGGUUACUCCCAUUGCACUGUCUACAAUUGGAUAUCAGUAUUACAUCGUGUAUGCAAUAAUAGGCCUUACCUAUAUCAUAUCGGUGUACUUCCUGUACCCUGAAACUAUGGGUCAAAGCCUUGAGAGACUGGAAGAUCUGUUCCAACAGGAUGUAUCAAUCUUGGAGACGGUCAAGAUCGCCAAUAAGCUGACCAAGUUUCCUGCCGAUGAAGUGCAGCCGGAAGAUUUCAAGGGGAAGACGGAGCAAAUUGAAAAGGCUUGA